UCAUAACAUAGCACCCUCAGCUUACAACAGAAUCAUAGAGUCAGCACAGCAGACACACUGAUCGGGCUUGUUACCCCUGGGUGACUGCUGGGCAGCGAUCAUGAAGGUCCCUCUCCUGCUGGCGGCAGCGCUGUGGAUCUCCGGCCUCGCCGAGCGCCAGUACUUCCUGCAGAGCAACGGCUCGGAGUGGGAGGUGGCGCUCGAGCACUGCAGGUUGUGCUUCCAGGACCUGGUGACCGUCACGACCGACAACAUCCCAAUCCUGGCCAGGAACCUCACCAACAACACCUGGAUCGGGCUCCGCAAUGACCUCGACGGGCCCAUGGAGUGGACCAACUGGUCCAAUGGGGACCCGCUCACCUUCCAAAACUGGUACCCGGGCCGACCCUCAAUGAACGAUACCAGGGAGGUCUGCAUUCACUUCCUGCCCUCCGGGCUUUGGUACGAUGAGACCUGUGACCAGCUGUACCCCUACAUCUGCUAUGCAGACCGGUUUUAUGGGAAUUUGUCGGUGUUCAACAUCUCAGAGCACAACGCUUACCUGAGCUGGACUCCUGGGCCGGGCAUGAUCAACCAGUACAGGGUGGAAGUCACGGGCAACACCAGCCAGGUCCACAACACCACCAACCUGACCCUGCGGGUCGACUCCCUGACCCCGGGGAGCCUGUACAAGUUCCAGGUCUUCCCGGUGAAGUGCGAGCGGGUCCUCAAUCCAGAGAACGCGUCCAUCUACACAAAGCCCGAAUGUGUCACAAAUCUCGCGGUGAGCUCGCAAACGCAGAACCUCAUCGCCCUGACGUGGAGCGCCCCCAUCGGCAACAGAGACAAGUACCGAGUGGAGGUGGACAGCGAAGGUGUGACCAAUUUCACGGCUCUCCUUACUGUCGAAGAGCAGGUCACCGUGCGUAACCUCACCCCUGGGGGGUUCUACACCUUCCAGGUCAUCGCGCUGGUGGCGGACUGCUCCAUUGAGGGGGACCCAGUCAACAUAUCAGCCUUCACCAGGCCCGGAGCGGUCAGGAACGCCGAAGUCUCGGAAAGCCGAGCGGAAUCGGUGAAUAUCAGCUGGUCGAGGCCUGUUGGGAACAGCUCGUGGUUCAGGGUGGAGGUGCAGGAGGUGCAGGUGCCCUCUCCCGGCCCCUGCUACAAGAAUUCCACCAUCGUCAGCGAUCUGAGUGUGGUCAUGAGUGGGCUCACGCCGGGGAGCAAGUACAAUUUCACCAUCGUGGCGUUCAUCCCCAACACCACGCUGGAGGGAGAUCCUGUGUGGGUUGUGGGCUACACAGUUCCUGACCCGGUCACCAAUGUUAAUACGCUCACCACUAGUGACUCAAUAACUGUGCUGUGGGGCAAACCGGCAAAUGGAAGCUACUUCUCCUACGAAGUCACUCUGGACGGCUGCAUGGAGUGUGGUGUGAAUACCUCAUGGUUGAACACCACAUUCCAGAACCUGAAAUCAGGAAAGAACUACACUAUCACCAUCUUCACUCAUGUGGAAGACUACUCCCUUCCAAGCAAUGAUGUGAAAAUAUGGGCGAUCACCAGACCUGUAAAGCCAGGAAACAUCACAUUUCAGGCCAUCAACCUCCACAACGUGUCUCUGACAUGGGAGGUGCCCGAAAAACUGCAGGGGGUCCCUGUCCAGUACUGCGUGAACUACAGCACCUCUUUCUGGGGCUAUGGUGGUGUAAAGGUGGUGUCCAACAACAGCGCCACAGUGGAGAGUCUCACGUCAGGCACCAAGUACAUCUUCUCGGUCCAAACCUUGGUCAGCGACCUGCCACUGAGUGAAGCCACCGUGGGCUCAGUCUACACAGUGCCCAAAAUUAAAAAGAUGGGAUUGAUCAUGCAGUGUACCUCAAAUAAAAUCUUGGAGUGUGAAAAAGUCCAAAAAGCAGCAAUUGAAAAGGCCAGGGAGAUGAUACAGAGGAGGUUUGGAGACGGUGUGUUUUGGAAGUUGAAUUGGCAGAAGAACCCGAAUCUGUGACAGAGCGCGGAGAGCUUCUCCAGGAUCCCAGGACAUUUUACCAUGAAUUAUCACAGCUAUCUGGAACGGGAUUUUCACAGAUCCCUGUCUGAGGAAGAGGACACAGUUGACACAUCCAAAUCUUUGGAGCUUGUCUGCAGAAACUGCUUGUCCAGAAGAGCAACAGUUAUCUACAAAUAUGCUUGCACAGCACGGUAAUUACUUUGUUCAGAUCGAUGAAGCACUGAAAUGUUUCUUUUUUUUAUUCUGGGAGGGGUGAGGUACUGCUGUGUGUUGGGGGGUGGGGGGCUACGUGGUUUAUUUCUGUCAACUCAAAGUGCUUAAUACUUUCCUCUUUGGAGCGAAACUGAUCCUGAAGGUGGAAUAUAACCUCUGAGCAUUUCAAGGAGAGGAGGGGAAUAAAAUGUAUUGAAUUAAUGUAUUUAUCUCCACCAAAAUUCCAUGGUGUUCAGUCUGCCUCUGAGAUGUUUCUUUCUUGAAUGUUUUGACGAUCUUCUGUGGGGAAUUAAAUUUUACUAGU
Lepisosteus oculatus (spotted gar) is the source of this 2507-nucleotide messenger RNA. Its product is annotated as receptor-type tyrosine-protein phosphatase H. Gene Ontology annotation, molecular function: protein binding. The record is from RefSeq and is a predicted model, not a curated record. Lineage: Eukaryota; Metazoa; Chordata; Actinopteri; Semionotiformes; Lepisosteidae.